CUCUAUAGAUUUUACCUGUGCGAGUGUUGACACCACCUUUCGUUCUAAAUUGACAUGGAUUUUAACGUUUUACCAACAAUGUAAAACAGUUGUAGAAAUCUCUCUUUUUAUUGUGGUAAAAGAUGGAAUUAUGUGAAGAUGUUCAAAGCAGGAAGACUCAGUUAACGAACUGGCAUGGGAUUAUGUCGGAACUUUUUGGAAUGGAUCGGUCCAUGACAGUUGAAUCAACCCACGACUCGUCUUCAGGCUUUGCCUCAGAUGUUCCUAGCCAUACUUGUUCAGGAAUAAAUAUGUCCAAUUUCAAAGAAAAUAUUCGAACGGAUACCGGUGACUCGCCUUUUGAAAUGGAUUCACAAAUAUUAAAUGCACAUAUUUCUCCUUGUGAGACAAAAGCCCAGAAAUCCAACCGGAAAUGUCCAAUUUCUCCAAAACAGCCAAAUCACUACAAUGCCCAUGACUUGAAAAUGCACUAUCGGAUGUCCACUCCAUCUCCUCUCUCCUACCAGUCAUCGGGAUCUUUUGGAACCCCCCCUUCAUUUCCACAAAAAGUCCACAAAUCUCGUUCCUCGAGUUCAAAUACAACCGAAAAAUCUUUACAUUAUUUUCAAAUGCCAUCACACCCACAAACCCCGGUUGUCGGCUACAAAAACCCUGCAUACGAAUAUCAAUUAGACAAACACAUGGAACAAAUACAAUAUAACAUUAAGCGUAUAGAGCUUCAAGAAGAAGGUUACAUUACCAAAGGUAGCAAAUAUCAACACCACACACCGUCAUUGUUUGAUUUGAUCACUGAUGACAUCAUUGUUCAAAUUUUUUCUUACCUAUCCUCAGAUCAACUAUGCAGAGCAUCACGUGUUUGUCAACGAUGGUACAGAGUAGGUUGGGAUCCGUUAUUAUGGAAACAGAUUGUCCUAAAUAGUGAACUUAUCAAUGUAGACAAAGCCAUUAAGUAUUUAACAAAAAGACUAAGUUACAAUACUCCGACUGUGUGUGUCAUUGUUGAGAAAAUCAACCUUAACAAAUGUGAAAAACUCACAGACAAAGGGCUACAUACCAUUGCGAAACGAUGUCCUGAGCUUCGGCAACUAAAGAUGCAAGGAUGCUCAAAUGUGACUAAUCACUCUCUGUUUGAAGUCGUAUCAUACUGUGUAAAUCUCGAAUAUCUUGAUGUAACAGGAUGUCCAUGUAUAACUUGUAUAAGCCUGACGCCACAGAUCAUGGAACAAGCUACUGCCCACCAUCUGCGCCAGAUCUAUCUUCGGACACUGGAUAUGACAGACUGUUAUGCUCUAGAGGAUGACGGACUUAGAGUGAUUGCAAAGCACUGCAUUCAGCUUCAGUUCCUCUAUCUCAGGAGGUGUGUUAGAAUAGGUGAUAAUGGUCUCCAAUAUAUUGCUUACUAUUGUUCAGAACUCAAGGAAUUGAGUAUUAGUGAUUGUAAAAAAGUGACUGAUUUCGGUGUCUGUGAACUUGCAAAAAUUGGGACCAAUUUACGAUAUCUAAGUGUUGCUAAAUGUGAUAAGAUAUCUGAUGUUGGAAUUAUACAGUUGUGUAAACGAUGUACAAAACUUCGCUACCUGAAUUUAAGAGGUUGUGAGGCUGUAUCGGACGACUCUUUGGAUGUACUUGCCAGAAAUUGCUCAAAAAUAAAAUCCCUUGAUAUUGGAAAGUGUGACGUCACAGAUGAAGGACUAAAUGUUCUGGCCCAGAAUUGUCCACAGUUAAAGAAGCUCAGUCUCAAAUCAUGUGAAGCCAUAACUGACAAUGGUGUCAAGUUCCUGGCAAAAUCUUGUAGGCUGUUACAACAGUUUAAUAUUCAAGACUGUCAUUUGACUGUAGACGCUUAUAGAACAAUUAAAAAAUAUUGUAAAAGCUGCUUUAUCGAACACACAAACCUUGGAUUUUUCUAGUGUUGCCAUUAAAACUUAUCAAAGUACUCUAUAA
This is a messenger RNA of Saccostrea cuccullata (small rock oyster), 1944 nucleotides long. RefSeq names its product F-box/LRR-repeat protein 7-like. The coding region runs from base 123 to 1910 and encodes 595 amino acids. Gene Ontology annotation, cellular component: cytoplasm. NCBI's taxonomy places the organism in Eukaryota, Metazoa, Mollusca, Bivalvia, Ostreida, Ostreidae. The record is from RefSeq and is a predicted model, not a curated record. Gene Ontology annotation, molecular function: protein binding. The transcript has 3 exons.